CAUAACUACGAGUCAUGUGACAUGCUUUGGGGUAUCUCAAAGCGAAAUUUAGUGUUUUAGUAGAAACUUUCAAUAACGAUUGCAGCGGCCUGCGGCUCCAAGCCAACGAGAGUGUGUGACGUCACGCGAGGCCAAAGUUCUGGCUAGUCCACCAAGACAGACACUGGAAGCAGACUUCAACUCACCUUGUAGCAUCGCCGCUAGCCAGUGUCAGAGUGAUAGCCAGCAAUAUAUAGAGUCAGUGUAGAAAAUGGUUAACAAGUGUGCUUGUGGUGGUUGCUCAAACAGCCCUAUCACAGGGCACAGGGUUCACCAUUUCCCCACAGACCGAGGUAUUUUUAGAAAGUGGGUCCGGUUUAUUCAGACAAAACGGGCUGACUUCACCGGCUCGUCCGUAACAAAAAACACCGUCGUUUGCGAAAUUCAUUUCAAAGAAGACGAUUAUCGUCCUGAAGACCUCAGGAUGUAUUCCAUGGGGCUGAAGGACAAGGCAUUUGUCAGGCUGGCCGUGGAUGCAGUACCAUCUGUACAUCGACAAGGUGGUAGUUCAAGUGCCCCCCCAGGACGUGCUGUGAGCCGCAAGCGAGCGCUAGCUGAGCUGCUGACUGAUCUCGAGGAUGCUCGCGAUGACGAAGACGAGACCUGUUCCACCGGAUUCGGAACUCAAUGCGACCUGAAGAAACCUGGGAGAGCAUUUGCUGUACAGGUAGACACUAGGCCCAAGAUGGUCAGUGUGGGCACACAAACCCUCCCUAUGGUCACUCUCCCAACACCCCAAAGUCCUCAUCUGAUUGAGGAAGACCUGGAGUCCUGCAGUGAGGAAUCUUGGAUUCCAGAUGAAGAGGAAGAGGGAGGCACAUCUGAGGAAGAGGCACCAUAUGAGGCUCUACCGUCUUCUGAAAGUAGCACAGAAAAAUUCAUUGUGUGCAAGGAGGAGCUGAUGACCUUGUUCCGAACCUGCCCCGCCUGUUGUGAGCCGUGUUAUGGGACUAUUGUGCAGCAGGCAGGGACAUUUCUGCAAAUAAAGCAGGUCUGUGGGUGUGGCUUUCGGCGCUCAUGGCAAAACCAACCUAUGUUGUAUCGCAACAUGCCUGCCUGCAACCUUAUGCUGAGCGCUGCCAUACACUAUUCAGGUUGUUUGGCCACCCAAACAUUGAGGAUGCUACAGCUGUUUGGGCUGCAAGUGAUCACCCCCAGCACAUACUUUCGCCACCAAUUAAAAUACACCAUCCCAGUUGUCAUCCAGUUCUGGAGAGAAGAGCAGGAGAAGGUGCUGAGUGACCUCCGGGCCCUGGAUGGUGGCCUUAUUUUGGCGGGUGACUGCAGGUCUGAUUCACCAGGACACUGUGCGAAAUAUGGGUCCUACAGCCUUAUUGAGGAGCGACUGAACAAGGUGCUCGAUGUCCAGCUUGUCCAGAGUUCUGAGGUGCCUAACAGCAACUGGUGCGAGCUUGAGGGCCUGAAGCGCAGCAUCCAACUUCUUUCUGCCAGGGACCUGACCAUAGCAACACUGGUCACUGACAGGCAUCGGCAGGUUGCCAAAUGGGUGAGAGAAGAGCUUUGCCCCAAGGGAACAAAACAUUUCUUCGAUGUCUGGCACGUUGGGAAAAGUCUGGGGAAGGCAUUGGAUUCGGCUGCCAAAGACAGGAAGUGUGAGACGAUUAAGCUGUGGAGGCCGGCCAUCGUCAACCACUUGUACUGGACGGCAGCUUCCACCCCAGACGGCAACGGAGAUCUUAUGGAGGCGAAGUGGACCAGCCUUGUCAACCAUGUGCAAGACAUCCAUGAGCACGACACUCCAGCCUUCCCAACGUGUGCCCAUCCCCAUCUGGAGGGCGAACAUCGCGACAAAGAGUGGCUGGAGCCAGGUUCACCUGAAGCAAUAAAGCUCGAGAAUUUGGUUACCAAGCCGGGAUUUUUGAGGGAUGUGAGGCAGCUGUCUCCGAAACACCAAACCUACUCACUGGAGGCGUUCCACUCCCUUGUCAUUCAUUUCGCCCCAAAGCACACGGGAUUCUCUUUCCUCGCGAUGUACAGCAGACUUCUCUUGGCUGCUAUACACUUUAAUUACAAUGGCAACCGGGAGCAGGCACGAGGAAGUAAUGGUGAGGAGCUGUUCGCAGUACAGUAUCCGCGAUUCCGGAAAGGCGAAUGCGUUGUGCGGCCUAUCAAAGAGAAGGCGUCGUAUGACUAUGCAACUGCACUAAUGGAGUCCCUGCAGGCGAAAUACAGCGUGUCACCCAAGGGUCUGCGAGAGUUUAGUGCAGAAUUGCGCGGAACUGCACCUCUUCCCCUUGCCAAAACUUUCCCCAAAAUCCCAAAAGAGGAAGCUGUAGCCCUGUACCUUCAGCACAAGUCAAGAUUUAAUAAAUAGUUUCAAUUGAUUUCAAAUACCAGAUUUUAGUGAUGGUUGUCUAAUGUUUUUAAUCCAUUUUCAAUUGCUUUCACUGACAGACAUGGCCCACUGGUGUUUUGGUAAGAUCCAUUUAUUUCAGUUGUUAGAUGUGCCUUUCUUUCUGCCUCCUUUCUCUGACUUGGUGGUGGGAACCUAUAUCUGUUAAUUUUGCAUGCUGCCUGCUGCGCUUAGAGUUAACUAACUAACCCUGUUGUGCCUUUAAUUCAUCUUUUUGCCAUUCUCUCUCUGCCAUCACAAAUGUGUUCUACGAAUGGUUAUUUUGCAUGCUGCUUGCUGUGCAAUUAUUUAACUUGAGUCUUUUUGCCUUUCAAUGCCUGUUAAUUUUGCAUGCUGCUCGCUGCACCAAGGACUAUUUCUUU
Messenger RNA from Engraulis encrasicolus (European anchovy), 2775 nucleotides. RefSeq lists its product as uncharacterized. NCBI's taxonomy places the organism in Eukaryota, Metazoa, Chordata, Actinopteri, Clupeiformes, Engraulidae. Bases 251 to 2374 code for a protein of 707 amino acids. The record is from RefSeq and is a predicted model, not a curated record. The transcript is spliced from 12 exons.